Molecule: messenger RNA, 540 nt
Organism: Spinacia oleracea (spinach)
Lineage: Eukaryota; Viridiplantae; Streptophyta; Magnoliopsida; Caryophyllales; Amaranthaceae
Product: pentatricopeptide repeat-containing protein At1g63400-like
Exons: 2
Coding region: 1-540 (179 amino acids)
Molecular function (GO): protein binding
Source: RefSeq, a predicted model, not a curated record
AUGCAUUUAGCUAGUGUUCUUGCCAAUUCUUACUGUCAAAUGGGUCCCCACGAUAUCGGCUUCUCUCUCCUCGGUAAAGUAAUUAAGUUUGGCUAUCCCCUUGAUUGUGUCAUCUUUAACACCUUUAUCAAUUGCACCUUUAUCAAUUGUUAUAUCCACUGUGAUAAGCUCCCUCAAGCUGCUUCAGUGCUUCUUUGUCGGAUAAAAUUGUCAAGCUUGGAUUCCAACUCAACAUUGUUACCUUUAGUGCUAUGGUCAAAGAUGGAAGAUGCUGAAAAACUACUUGAUCUCAUGGCACAAAAUGACUGUGGUGAGCCUAAUCUCGUAUGUUUUAGCACUAUGAUUAAUGGAUAUUGCAAGGCUAAAAACAUUGGCAAAGCCCUGUACAUAUUCCAACAGAUGUUUCAGAAAGGGAAAACGGUGGUAGAGUCUAAUAGUGUGAUUUUGGCUCAGUAUAUUUUGAUACAUGUAUCACUCAUCACUAUAUUAGCUGCAUCAAAAGUUUCUGCUCUGCUUCCUUCUAUGUUAUUUCUCCUGUAA